UUCUCGCCGCUUGCAGAUGUCGGAGGCCCUGGCCAAGCAGCUGGCCAGCUACAAGGCGCAGCUGCAGCAAGUGGAGGCGGCGCUCUCGGGCAACGCCGACAACGAGGACCUGCUCAAGCUGAAGAAGGACUUGCAGGAAGUUAUUGAACUUACCAAAGAUCUGCUUUCAACACAACCUUCAGAAACACUUGCAAGUUCCGACAGUUCUGCUUCUGCCCUGCCCAGUCACUCCUGGAAGGUUGGGGAUAAAUGUAUGGCAAUAUGGAGUGAAGAUGGACAGUGUUAUGAAGCUGAGAUUGAAGAGAUAGAUGAGGAGAAUGGUACAGCUGCAGUCACGUUUGCUGGAUAUGGCAACGCUGAAGUCACCCCUCUGUUCAACCUCAAACCUGUGGAAGAAGGAAGAAAAGCAAAAGAGGACAGUGGCAACAAACCCAUGUCCAAAAAAGAAAUGAUUGCCCAGCAACGAGAAUAUAAGAAGAAGAAAGCUUUGAAAAAAGCACAGAGAAUCAAAGAACUUGAACAGGAACGGGAGGACCAGAAAGUCAAAUGGCAACAGUUCAACAACAGAGCCUACUCUAAGAAUAAAAAAGGCCAGGUCAAGAGGAGUAUUUUUGCUUCUCCUGAGAGUGUAACUGGCAAAGUUGGAGUUGGAACAUGUGGAAUUGCAGACAAACCCAUGACACAGUAUCAAGAUACCUCUAAAUAUAAUGUCAGGCAUUUAAUGCCUCAGUAAUAGGAAAAAAGGUUAAACUUCAUCUCUGCAGGGCUUUACACUUCUCUUUUUAUCAUUAUAUUUUUCUAAAAGUAAAUUAUUUGUUGGCACGUAGUGAAUAGUCCAUUUUUGUCACCAUCACUUGGCUUCAGCUGAUAUGAGCCUUAAAUCUACAGCUAUUGAGUUGACUCCUUUAAUCAUUACCAAACUUUUUAUAGUCGUCAGUUCUGCAGACAAAUGUUUUCUUGAACUGCUGUUAGCCGCUGUGUUGAAAACAGCAGUUAGCUGAAACAGGGAUCUCCAGAACCUUCCAUUCAUACUUUGAGUGAGGGUAAUCAUCAGAAAAGUGACUGUAUAAAAAAAAAAAAUGGCACCUUAACAGCUCUCUCUUGUCUCAAAGUCAGUUCAACCUGCUUGCUUUAGUGACAAGCUUAGCAUUGGAGAGCCCUAUACCGCUCUGAGAGAAUUAGCUGGAUUCCACCUAAGCUUGUAUAUAAAUGGAAUUGUUAAUGAAGUUCUAAGUUACUACCUUGCAAUCCCAGUGAAGACAGUCGAUCUGUAAACUGUAAAGGAGGGUAGAGUUCGGCGCAUGGAAAUUUUUUAUUACCAGUAACUGUUCACGAGCUAGAAACAACGUGACCUGACUUCUCGGUUCCAGGCUGAAUUUCCCGGACUGUGAAUUAAACUGGAGGGAAACAUCCCUACCGGUAGAAGCAGCAAACUUGAACUGCGAGUUGGAGAGACGACCAAGAAACCGUAAGAUGGCAUUUUUAGAGAGUCAAAUUACAGAGUAGAAAGGCGCUUUAAAAUUGUGGAUUUAAAGUGUUGGGAGAAUUUAGGUUAUACACUCUGAAAGUAGACCGUGAGAACUGCUGGGUUCUCCAGUGUGGUUAUGAGAUUUGAUAAUGUACAGCAAAUCCCCAGCAUCUCGUUGAGUAGCUUGUGUGGGUUUCCAUCCAUUUAAACAGAACUGAAGCACAUCGGAUAAGAAUGCCUGGAUCCUAUUUAGUUAGUUGUAAAUGAGUAAAGGUUAGUCUGAAUUUUUUGCCCCAAUGUUCAUUGUAAUUUCGGCCAUAUUAUGGUGUCGUUGAGCCCUUUCAAUUUUAUUCAGGAAACAAUGUGUAAAAGCUCUUGCCUUUUUGUACUUUCUGUAUGUGAUUGCUUUCCUUUGUUACUUGUCGCUCACUUACGGUAGUGGUGCCAUCUCUGAAUCCGUAACGUGUUUAAAACAAAAGUUAAUAGAUAGCCCUGUAUACAAUGUAGAUAUUAUUUUUGUAAAAUCUAGGGCUGAGUUGAUGAGCAAGAGUACUGAACAAUACCUGCUGAAUAAUUCAAGGGUAUUUCUUGUUCAUUAAUCCUGACCACGUUUCCCCUGUAUAUUAUGUUAUAAUGUAGCUCAUUUUGUAAUUUGUUAACUAGAUCAGGUCACGUCAGCAAUUGUUGAUGCACUGAUUGGUGGAAAUGUCCAUCAUCUACCCGAGUCACAACUCAAGCUAGACUCUGCAACUGAUAGUUUAGAAUCCAUGCAUAGAAAAAGGUUCUUCCUGUUAACGGAAGAAGGUGAUUUUUAUGACUACAAAGUGUGUUAAUUUCAGUUUUGUAUGUUUAACUUUUAUUAAAUAAAGUGUUUAAAAUCUC
This is a messenger RNA of Alligator sinensis (Chinese alligator), 2350 nucleotides long. It is a transcript of the gene SMNDC1, whose product is annotated as survival motor neuron domain containing 1. Gene Ontology annotation, biological process: regulation of alternative mRNA splicing, via spliceosome; mRNA processing. The transcript has 5 exons. NCBI's taxonomy places the organism in Eukaryota, Metazoa, Chordata, Crocodylia, Alligatoridae. Gene Ontology annotation, molecular function: RNA binding. Gene Ontology annotation, cellular component: cytoplasm; nucleus; precatalytic spliceosome. The record is from RefSeq and is a predicted model, not a curated record. Bases 17 to 733 code for a protein of 238 amino acids.